Pteronotus mesoamericanus is the source of this 624-nucleotide messenger RNA. RefSeq names its product zinc finger protein 80 (gene ZNF80). NCBI's taxonomy places the organism in Eukaryota, Metazoa, Chordata, Mammalia, Chiroptera, Mormoopidae. Gene Ontology annotation, biological process: regulation of transcription by RNA polymerase II. Gene Ontology annotation, molecular function: RNA polymerase II cis-regulatory region sequence-specific DNA binding; DNA-binding transcription factor activity, RNA polymerase II-specific. The record is from RefSeq and is a predicted model, not a curated record.
AUGAGCCUUCAACACAGUGGCAUGGGGGCAGGUGACAGCUUGCACUCAAGGGUUUUGCAGAAGCAAGAUUCUGCAGGAGAUACUCUCUAUGAAUGUGAUUCACAAGGACCAAAUAAAGACAUCUUGGUUCAUGCAAGGAAGACCCUCUACAAAUGCAAAAGAUGUGGGAAGGUGUUUAACAAGUGCCUCCUUGUUUGACAUGACACUGGAGUGAAAGCUUACAAAUGCCAGGAGUGUGGGAAAGCCUUUUGUGAAAAGCUCCGUCGGCACAUAAGGAUUCACACGGGGGAGAAGCCCUAUGAGUGCGUGGAGUGUGGGAAGAUCUUCACCCAUAAGUCACACUUCACAUGCCAGCAGCAGAUUGACACGGGGGAGAAGCACUGCGAGUGCCGUGAAUGCAGAAAGACUUUCACCUACCACGCAGUUUUCCGGCAUAGUAUGACCUACACUGCACGAAAGCCCUCUGAGUGUAAAGAAUGUGGGAAAGGUUUUUGCUACAGCUAUUUCCUCGCUAAACACACAAGGAGACACACUGGGCAGAAGCCCUGUGAGUGCAGUGAAUGUGGAAAGGCCUUUGCUUUUGUCCAGCAUAAUAAGAUCCACACUAGAGAGAAAAGCCUUUGA